AUGUUUGACACAACGAAAUCUCAUCAUCUACUGGCGCAGGUGCCGUUGACUGUGUCACCCUUUUUGUCCUUACCAAUCGCCGUAACUCUUCCUUAUACAUACCGUUCCGUGCCCGCGACCCUUCCACCUUCUAUUAUACCUGAUAACGGUGACGGGAAACCAAAAUAUGUCACAUCUACCUCUGGUCAUUCAGCGCAUCCGGAAGAUAUCAUAAACUCUUGUAGAGCCCUCCAGGACCACCUCCAGAAAAGCGCUGAAGCUGCUCAAAAAGCAGUCCGGGAUUGGGAACGAGACGUCAAGGAGCGUGAUCUCGCAGAAAAGCGACGGUUAGCGCCUGGCUGGCUAGAUCGUCAAGAGAAGAUAUUAGAACCCACAAAGGUUCCCAUCAAACAAGGCAGCGGCCACGACUUGCUUGACGGACAACCAUCAGCUGUAAUAUCCGCACCAGCCAUGUCACCCACUCGCGAAGGCGAAGAACUUGAUCGAGCGUUCGGGGGACUCGGUCUUAAGUGA
Messenger RNA from Exophiala viscosa, 513 nucleotides. RefSeq lists its product as uncharacterized. The record is from RefSeq and is a predicted model, not a curated record. The transcript has 2 exons. Bases 1 to 513 code for a protein of 170 amino acids. Lineage: Eukaryota; Fungi; Ascomycota; Eurotiomycetes; Chaetothyriales; Herpotrichiellaceae.